CCUCCCGCGCUCUCUCUCCCUCUCUCAGUUACCCUCUCACACGCACAAAAUCCUCUGUCAUGGCGUCUUCCAACAAUGUUACUCCCACCAACUGUAGCUGGUGGCCCAUAUCAGCCAUGGACGAAGAUGGCAAAAUCACAGACGGAGAGGAAAGCAACGAGUCGACGAUAGAACAUAAGCCAUACUCAAAAGACAGGCUCGUUCUGUACCACUGGACUCAGUCCUUCAGCUCUCAAAAGGUGCGUCUGGUGAUCAAUGAGAAAGGGCUACUGUGUGAAGAACGAGAUGUCAGUAUGCCACUCACAGAGCACAAGGAGCCUUGGUUCAUGAGGCUCAACCUAGGGGAGGAAGUGCCUGUUUUCAUCCACGGAGACACUAUCAUCAGUGACUACAAUCAAAUUAUUGACUACAUAGAGACCAACUUUGUAGGAGACACAGUACCUCAGCUGAUCGCGGAUGAGGGCACUCCCAUGUAUGCAAGGAUACAGCAGUACCGUGAACUGCUAGAUGGGCUGCCCAUGGAUGCUUACACACACGGAUGCAUCCUUCAUCCCGAACUGACAACCGACUCCAUGAUCCCAAAGUAUGCCACAGCUGAAAUACGUAGGCAUUUGGCCAAUGCUGCUUCUGAACUGAUGAAACUCGACCAUGAAGAACCACAGCUGACAGAACCAUACCUCUCCAAGCAGAAAAAACUCAUGGCAAAGAUCUUGGACCAUGACAAUGUGAACUACCUGAAGAAAAUCCUUGGUGAGUUGGUCAUGGUACUAGACCAAGUAGAAGCAGAGCUGGAGAAAAGAAAGUUGGAAUAUCAAGGUCAAAAGUGUGAAUUAUGGCUUUGUGGACCUACUUUUACACUAGCUGAUGUUUAUCUCGGAGCCACAUUGCACAGGCUCAAGUUCUUGGGACUCUCAAAGAAAUACUGGGAAGACGGGAGCCGGCCGAACAUCCAGACGUUUUUUGAAAGCGUGCAGAAGCGCUACGCUUUCCGUAAGGUAUUGGGGGACGUCCACACGACCCUGCUCUCUGCAGUUCUACCCAAUGCCUUCCGAAUGGUAAAAAAGAAGCCUCCGUCAUUCUUUGGCGCGUCUUUCCUAAUGGGCUCUCUCGGGGGGAUGGGCUAUUUUGCCUAUUGGUUUUUAAAAAAGAAAUACAUGUAG
Messenger RNA from Triplophysa rosa, 1160 nucleotides. RefSeq names its product ganglioside induced differentiation associated protein 1-like 1 (gene gdap1l1). The transcript is spliced from 6 exons. The coding region runs from base 60 to 1160 and encodes 366 amino acids. The record is from RefSeq and is a predicted model, not a curated record. NCBI's taxonomy places the organism in Eukaryota, Metazoa, Chordata, Actinopteri, Cypriniformes, Nemacheilidae.